GUUUUCCAGCAGUUUUCAGUCAUGAACCGAGAACAGCAUCUGUGUGGGCGGGGCGUAUUUACGCUCCCGUCGACGUCACCGCGCUUACGUAGAGACGGUCUCCGUGCGUUGACGCCAUGAAUCGCUGGUGUGGACCACAUCUCGACAUCGAGGUGUGAAGACAGACGCGUUGAAGGACGUGGGUUUGUUUGUUCUCACCUGCGCUCGAGUGUAACUCCAGCAGCAUGUCCGUCUCCAGCACUCCCACCAGUAAUGAUGCCUGUCUGAGCAUCGUCCACAGUCUCAUGUGCCAUCGGCAGGGAGGAGAGAGCGAGUCCUUCUCCAAACGAGCGAUAGAGAGCUUGGUGAAGAAGCUGAAGGAGAAGAAGGAUGAGUUAGACUCUCUGAUCACUGCCAUCACUACGAACGGAGCUCAUCCCAGUAAAUGUGUGACUAUACAGCGCACGCUCGAUGGUAGACUGCAGGUGGCCGGUCGUAAAGGAUUUCCUCAUGUUAUAUACACACGGCUGUGGCGAUGGCCGGACCUGCACAAGAACGAGCUGAAACAUGUGAAAUACUGCCAGUUUGCCUUUGACCUGAAAUGCGACAACGUGUGUGUGAACCCGUACCACUACGAGAGGGUGGUGUCUCCAAGCAUCGAUCUGUCUGUUCUGACUCUGGGCGGCCCAGGUCCGAGUGUAGAUGCCCUGGUGAAGGAUGAAUUCGAUGCUCAGCCGUCUCAUUCUGCUGCUGAUGGAGGUCACAGUAUUCAAACCAUCCAGCACACAGCCUCUUCCUCUGCCCCGCACGACGCUUUCAACAGCCCCGCCCUCCUGCCGCCAGCCGACUCCACAAGCUCCGCCUCCUCGUCUGCAUUCACCAGUAUGGCUGCAGGUCCAGCCAAUGCCCCCAGCUCAUGGCCCAGAGGAAGCAGUUUUCCUCCCAGCAUCCCUAAUCAGAACGUCCACCUGCAGCACCACCCUCCUCUUCCUCAUACGGGCCAGUACUGGUCAGUCCAUAAUGAGCUGGCGUUGCAGCCGCCCAUAUCCACGCAUCCAGCUCCAGAUUACUGGUGCUCGAUUGCGUACUUUGAGAUGGACAUUCAGGUGGGCGAGACGUUUAAGGUGCCGUCUAACUGUCCCGUCGUGACGGUGGACGGUUAUGUUGACCCGUCGGGUGGAGAUCGCUUCUGUCUCGGCCAGCUGAGUAACGUACAUCGCACAGAGGCCAUCGAGAGAGCCAGGCUUCACAUCGGUAAAGGUGUUCAGCUGGAGUGUAAAGGAGAGGGUGACGUGUGGGUGCACUGCCUCAGUGACCACGCUGUGUUUGUCCAGAGCUAUUAUCUGGACCGCGAGGCUGGACGAGCUCCGGGUGACGCCGUCCACAAGAUUUACCCCAGUGCCUACAUCAAGGUGUUUGAUCUGCGUCAGUGUCAUCGGCAGAUGCAGCAGCAGGCGGCGACGGCUCAGGCUGCAGCAGCUGCGCAGGCGGCUGCGGUGGCGGGAAACAUCCCGGGCCCAUUCUCUGUGAGACACAUCCCCCCCUAUAACAGAGACUCAUAA
Cyprinus carpio (common carp) is the source of this 1541-nucleotide messenger RNA. Its product is annotated as mothers against decapentaplegic homolog 4. The transcript is spliced from 10 exons. The coding region runs from base 225 to 1541 and encodes 438 amino acids. Gene Ontology annotation, molecular function: DNA-binding transcription factor activity, RNA polymerase II-specific; I-SMAD binding; RNA polymerase II cis-regulatory region sequence-specific DNA binding. Gene Ontology annotation, biological process: regulation of transcription by RNA polymerase II; anatomical structure morphogenesis; BMP signaling pathway. Lineage: Eukaryota; Metazoa; Chordata; Actinopteri; Cypriniformes; Cyprinidae. Gene Ontology annotation, cellular component: heteromeric SMAD protein complex. The record is from RefSeq and is a predicted model, not a curated record.